Penicillium manginii is the source of this 1497-nucleotide messenger RNA. RefSeq lists its product as uncharacterized. The transcript has 3 exons. The coding region runs from base 1 to 1497 and encodes 498 amino acids. The record is from RefSeq and is a predicted model, not a curated record. Lineage: Eukaryota; Fungi; Ascomycota; Eurotiomycetes; Eurotiales; Aspergillaceae.
AUGAUGGAAUUUCUAUUUGGUCGUAAGCCCACAAAGGAACCGAAGCCAGGGGAUCGGGUGGUGCCACUGCACUUCUUUGAGAACAGUCUAUUGGUGCAGGGGAACAACAUGGCCGUGUCCCUCGUGUUCGAUGCCGUGCUUUCUCCACAGAAGCUGCGGGACUCACUCGAAGGAUUGGUAAAGAAGGAGGGAUGGCAAAGAUUGGGUGGUCGUCUGAGUAAAAAUUCCUCUGGCGCAAUCGAAUGGCACAUUCCGACCCAGUUCACGGCCGAUAGACCAGCAAUCUCCUUCGCACACGUUGAUUAUGGCAUACCUGCCGCCGAGCACCCAGCAGCCUCCAAGAUACCGAAACCCAGCACCCGUCCAGCAGUCGUGGGUGAUCCGGACGAGUUGGAAAGUCUUGCAUGGGAGUCCGGGUAUAAACCCGGGGGAAUUAGCGACUACGUCGACACCGAUUUGCCUGUCUUAGGACUGCGCGUGAAUUCUUUCACCGACAAGACCAUUGUAGUCUUACAAUGGCAACAUGUUGCCUUCGACGCUCUAGGUCUGCAGUAUGUCGUUGAAGGAUGGAGCUCAAUGCUUUGGAACAGAGAAGAUGAGAUUCCGACACCGUGCGAUUUCAAUAAGGACCCAUUCCACUCUUUUGCGGAUGGGACAAAGCCCGCGACUGAGAAACAUGUUCUCGCAGACAACAAGGUUGGGAUCCCCGGGAUGCUGAAGUGGGGACUGGGGUAUGGGGUUGACAUGUUGAUCCGAGCCAAAGAUAAUCGUAUGGUUUGUGUUCCGGAAUCAUACUGGGCACCACAAUUAGAGAAGGCUUUGGGAGAACUUCGAGAUGAGGCGAUUGAGAAGGGCGAGGAUCCUUCAAAGGUAUUUUUGACGGAGAAUGAUGUUCUGACAGCCUGGAUUUUGCGUUCUGUCGUUGCUGAAAUGGGAAUGAACUCCAACCGAACGGUCGGGGCGUCGAUUGCAAUGUCCCUUCGCAAAGCGUUCGAGGGUGACCUCAUCCCAUCAUCUGCCGAACACCCUUAUGUCGGUAAUGCCUUUGGCUGGGCAAACGUACUCGUUAGCGCAGGCGAUGUUACCACCAAGCCGCUCAGUUGGCUUGCCAGACAGGUCCGACGUGCUAUAAAUGAGCAAGGCACGCGUGCACAGCACGAGGCAUACUAUGCAAUGGUUCGCGAAUCUGGUAUGGGUCUGCCGGUUGUCGUACUCGGUGAUGGCGGUAUGGCCCAGAUUGGGUUCUCCAAUUGGACCAAAGCAGGAUUGUUCGAUCUGGACUUUUCACCCGCUGUCAAGGAGGUGGGGGAGUUCGAGCUACUACCUUGCACGCCUUCGUAUGUGCAAGAGAAUCAUGGCCCAGUGAAACCGGCGGACGGUUUCUUCGUUUUUGGAAAGGACCGGAAGGGAAAUUAUUGGACGUCGGCUUGCAAGGUAAAGGGCCAUUGGGAUAAUAUUGAGGAGCAGUUGAAGAAGGAUUUUGAAGUAGCAUCAUGA